Messenger RNA from Pyricularia pennisetigena, 1569 nucleotides. RefSeq lists its product as uncharacterized. Gene Ontology annotation, molecular function: oxidoreductase activity, acting on paired donors, with incorporation or reduction of molecular oxygen; iron ion binding; monooxygenase activity. Lineage: Eukaryota; Fungi; Ascomycota; Sordariomycetes; Magnaporthales; Pyriculariaceae. The coding region runs from base 1 to 1569 and encodes 522 amino acids. The record is from RefSeq and is a predicted model, not a curated record. The transcript has a single exon.
AUGUUUGAAAUUUUGUUCAGACCAGCCGUCACAGCGCCAUUGGUGCUGUUGACCUGCUACAUAAUCUACAACUGCUUUUUCAAGUCAAGCAAACUGCAGGACAUUCCUAUUGCGGGUACGCGGGAGGGAGAUUGGUUCCCUUACUGGCAGGCAAAGUGGCGCAACACUCUGGACAGCAAGAAUGCACUCAAUUCUGCGUAUAGGCAGUUCAAGGAUCAACCGUAUCGCCUCCCAGUGGCUGGCGGCAUGGGCGAAACGGUGGUGCUGCCCAAGAAGUGGACAAGUUUUGUCGCGUCCCAGCCCGAUGAUGUUCUCAGCCUAUACAAGCAAGCCGCCGAAUUUUUCCAGCUCGAUCACACGUUUUUGGACAACAAGUUUCACAGCCCACCGGUGCAUGUGGAUCUUAUAGCCAGGGACCUAACGAAGCAGAUCGGAAACUUGGUGACCGAAAUGGAAGAAGAAACUCGGCUAGCUCUCAACAAGGAGUGGGCUAUGCCGGACGCCUGGACCGAUGUCAGAGUCUACGACACGGUUCAAACAAUGCUGGGAAUGGUGACAGCCCGCGUCGCCUACGGGAAGACCCUCUCGCGCGAGCCUGGACUUUUCAAGCUGUCCAUGGAGUGUGUGCAACGAUCAUUCGUGUGCGGAGUGGCGCUGCACUAUACUUGGACCCUUUUCCGACCGGUCCUCGCUCCGCUGUUGAUGAUCCCUGUCAAGAUAACAAACCGCAAGUUCCGCAAGAUCGUGGCGCCGGAGAUCAGGCGCCGGCUCGCCGACUGGGACUGUCGCCACACCGACAUAGAGAACCAGAAGGACGUGUCCGGGUCCGAACCCAACGAUUACCUGCAGUGGGCCAUACGGCAUGCCAAAGAGUUGGGCGAUCCUUAUCUCUGGAGAGAGGACGUCCUGGCCAGCCGUCUCCUGAUACUCAACUUUGUCUCGAUUCACACGAGCACUUUCACCCUUACGCACGUGAUCCUGGACCUCGCCUCGUGCGACCAGGGCGUCGUUGAGGAGCUGCGCGAGGAAAUAACAUCAGUCUUGGCCGAGCACGGCGGCGAAUGGAGCAAAAAGGCCCUGAACAAGAUGGAAAAGCUCGAUUCGACGUUGCGGGAAUCGGCGCGCCUCAACUCCCUGGUCACCAUCGGCAGCAACCGGCUCAUCAUCUCGCCGCAGGGCCUGACUCUGCCCAACGGCCAGACCCUGCCCAUGGGCGUCAACAUCAUGCUGCAGGCGUACCCGGUCCUGCACGACGACGUCGUCUACCCGGACGCCGGGACUUUUAGGCCGUUUCGGUUCGCUCAGGCGAGGCGCGACGAGAGCGUCGACUACGUCCAGCGCGCGCGCAACUCGUUCGCCACGACCAGCGCCGACUUCCUGGCCUUUGGGCACGGGCGGCACGCAUGUCCGGGGAGGUUCUUUGCCGCGGCGGAGCUCAAGCUCAUGCUGGCGCACAUACUGCUCGAUUACGACAUCGAGACGAGACAGAGGCCGAGGAACAAGUGGUAUGGUGUCAGCAGGACGCCGGACAUGGAGGCUACCGUCAGGAUCCGGCGGAGGAAGAAGUAG